CGGUAGGGGGAGGAGGGUCCCGUUAACGGUAGGGGGGAGGAGGGUCCCCUCAAUGGUAGAGGGGACAACAAGAGACCACCUGCCCUUCACAGGACUACCUCGGCCCCUGUGACACAUGACCCCAAAGACCUGAAACCCUCACAGUACAGCGGAGGCCCCCGGGUCGAUGACGGCACCUCGUCACCAGUGGGGCACUCUCCAUGCCGAGUGGAAGCACCGUAUACUCAGUCAGGCCACACAAAGGACGAUGCUGAACUCAAGAGUGAGCUAAGUGCAAAGUCCCCUGUUCCUCCCCCCGACCCCUCUGUAGACGCCAGCCCUCUGAAAGUCCAGGCCCUAAGAGCUCUGUUUGGCAGCAGCCCAUUGAACACGCCUGUCAGAAGGACCAAAAUGGAGGGCCACGUGCAGGCGGUGGCUGGGGGGCAGCAGCAGUCAUCAGCCAUGCCAGAGGUGUGCAUCGACGCCACCCUGAACGACCGGCUGUGGAGCAAGCUGGAGCCCAAGCCAGGCAGCCACAGAGACAGCGUGUCCUCAUCCUCCAGCAUAUCGUCCAACGACACUGUCAUUGACCUGUCCCUGCCCAAUCUGGCCAGGAAGAGCCUCACCUGUCAGAGCAACAGAACCUCCCCGGGCGACAUCUUUCCGGACCCACCCUCCUGGGUCAACCGGCCACGCUCUGCCAUAGCCUCCUUCGAGACGCUGCAGGUCAGCAAGAGCAAGUCCAACCCCAACCUCCUGCAGGGCCACCUGGGGGAACCAGAAGACGAACUGCAACCCAGGCCCCUUGGCGCCCACAGGGAGCCUCCAGUGGACUCACCCAGCAGAAUAACCCAGAGGAGGCACACCUGGAGCCGCCUCUACAUGGAAGGGCUGAAGCAUUCCUCCCCCCCAGCCAAGAAGCCCUCUGCUGCCGCAACCAGCCCCCAGGAUACCGUGGCCUCUAUGUCUAAGAGCCUGGGGGACUUGACCUCGGAUGACAUUGCCUGCAACUUUGACAGCAAGUACCGCAGCAUCACCCGCAGCUUCAUCAUUAGGCCUUCCCGGAACGACCUGCGGCAGGGUUACCCUAACCAUAAUCCCCAGAGGCCCCGGCUGCCCAGCGACCUAACUGAGCAGCUGAGGAGGCUGACGGACGUGGAGCCCCUGACAGCUCGUGACUUUGCCCCCCAGGUGACCCAGGGGCCCCUGGAGGAGCCUCAGGAGGAGCCCCCACUACGGAGGACAUCGUCCCGUAGCCAGAGCAGGGUGCGCUACAUCGCCAACAGGGCCAAGCAGGCCCAAGAGAGGCAGAGGCUGCAGUGUCUCAACCAGUCCCACCCUGCUACUGGCGCUGCUAACGCUAGCAUUAGCGGUGGCGGUAGCCCCAUGGAGGAGCGGGGGAACCCGGAGGGGGCGUGCUGCGUAGCCCGGAGCCCCUGCGCUAGCCUGGAUCUGCUGAGCCAGCUCAGCACCCCAGGGCCCCCCAACAGACAGUCCCAGACCUCCCUGAACUCUGACAACAACGAGGUCUUUUUCAUGCUCAAGCUCUGAGAAUCAGACUCCUUUUGGAACUGAGCGUGAGAGAGACAUAGAAGCAUAACUCAUUUAAAAUUCCAUCCAGCUUUCCAGGAAGGUAAAUUGUAAUUUUUAAAGGAAUGACAUUCUGUAUAUCUUGAUAGGAUGUGUUUUUAAAUGUAUUUAAUCAAGGAGAAUCAUUCUACUUCCAGACAGUCACAAGCACAGUUUUUCUCUGAUAAAUGUGUUCAGUAACUCACAUUAACUAUGAACACCUAUACACAGCAAAUGCCUAGCAGGUCACAAAAGAUGGACUAGUCAUUUUUACCACAAUGGUCACAACAAACACCAAAUAAUUGCUCAGAAAUAAUAGAAACAGCAAUGAGUUGUACAAUGAAAGCAUCCUUUACCAAUGCACUCAUUUGUUUGCACCAAAUGAGGAACGGUGGAAUGUGAUUGGAUAAGCAAUGCCUGCCUGACUGUCUAGGUACACAGUGACUUCCAUGUUUGUAUAUGCCUGACUGUCUAGGUACACAGUGACGUCCAUGUUUGUAUAUGUCUGACUGUCUAGGUACACAGUGACGGCCCAUGUUUGUAUAUGCUUGACUGUCUAGGUACACAGUGACGGCCCAUGUUUGUAUAUGCCUGACUGUCUAGGUACACAGUGACGGCCCAUGUUUGUAUAUGCCUGACUGUCUAGGUACACAGUGACGGCCCAUGUUUGUAUAUGCCUGACUGUCUAGGUACACAGUGACGGCCCAUGUUUGUAUAUGCCUGACUGUCUAGGUACACAGUGACGGCCCAUGUUUGUAUAUGCCUGACUGUCUAGGUACACAGUGACGGCCCAUGUUUGUAUAUGCCUGACUGUCCAGGUACACAGUGACGGCCCAUGUUUGUAUAUGCCUGACUGUCUAGGUACACAGUGACGGCCCAUGUUUGUAUAUGCCUGACUGUCUAGGUUCAAAGACUUUUAUGUUUAGAGUAUUCAUUGUGAGUUGAGCUGAUCCUAAAGUAGCAAUAGACGACCAUUAGUGGAGUUUUACUAUUCUAAAACCCUUUUUAAACUUCAAAUUUUAACUAUGUAUAUACUGUACUUUUAAAAUGUGUAGAGAUGUUUUUUUUAAAAAUAUUUAUUGAGCCAGUAGUUCUGAAAGUAGCGCUCAUGAGACAAAACUGGUCCUCGAAAAUUGCGUACUACGACACGUGCAGGUAUGUGCAUCACAUCUUAGCUUUCUCUUUUGCUCUGCUUUGUGUGUAUCUUGCUAGCUGUCACUCAAACGGCGAGGGGCUGAAGCUCAUUGGCUUGAACUUGAAUUGCUAGGGGGCUGACCCAUGUGGGAGAAAAUUUAGGGAAAAUGGCACCUCUCACCUUCCAGCUUUCAAACUAGAGAUUCCGUGGCUAAUUUGAGGUUAGACAGUAAUUAUUCUCAUAGAUUCUGCAUGUAUGAUUUACAUGUUGACACAUGCAGCCCAAAGUGGGAGGUUUAAUAAAUACUUACUAGUCACCAAUGUUCUUGAGCAUGUCUUUGAAUUGAAUAAUAAUCUGCGUUAACUCAUUAUAUAUCACCAGUAGCCCAGCCAUGUGCUAGAAAUAUUUGUAAACAACUUAAACAAGUGUAAUAUAUUGCAGAUUAUGGAUUUAAAAAAGAUUGUUGUUUAGUCAAUGUGGAGUCUUUACUGAAAAGGAUAAGAGUAAAUGGCAACAAUAAUGAUUAUUUUUCCUAAAAAGUCUUAAAUCCAACUUUUUACAUUUUGUGAGUACAGUGAAGUGUGAUUUGAGUGAGCUGCCAGUGAUUUGGAAAGCUGUACCAUACAAGUUAUUCUACUUAAAGACCCCUGCUACCUGUUUUUAUUUGACUGCAUGUUUUUUAAACACUUAUGUACGUCUCUCUUAUUUUAUUAUACAAAAAAAAAGUUUUUUAUAUGGGGAACUGAUUUGUCGACGACUUCUUGUCUUACUCAGUGUUCAGGCUGUUGAAGGAUGAUUGGUUACACUGUCUUUGUAGAUACUCAACCAGAUAGCAUUGACCCUCGUUUCCAAGCAUGUUUAUUUGUUCUGUACAGUUUGCACUGCCAUGCCAGUUCUCCGCAAAACUUUAGGAACAAUAUUGAAGUAAAAACCAGAUGUAAUUAUGAACUGAAUAAAUCUCUCUUGUAU
This is a messenger RNA of Oncorhynchus tshawytscha (Chinook salmon), 3652 nucleotides long. Its product is annotated as 1-phosphatidylinositol 4,5-bisphosphate phosphodiesterase eta-2-like. The transcript is spliced from 2 exons. The coding region runs from base 391 to 1530 and encodes 379 amino acids. The record is from RefSeq and is a predicted model, not a curated record. NCBI's taxonomy places the organism in Eukaryota, Metazoa, Chordata, Actinopteri, Salmoniformes, Salmonidae.